AUAAAUCCAUGUCUGAAACUAAAUUGGUUGAUGAAAAUUCUUUAAUAGGAAUAGCAGCUACAUUUUGGUAAUAAUAUUCAGCUAAGACUCCUUAAAAAUUGAAAAUAAUGGAUGCUUUUUCUUUGUAUUGCUUCAUAUUGGUGAUAAUUCAAUUAUUUUAUUGUGCAUUGGUAGGUGAUUUUCCCCGAAACUCAUUUCUAUCAGGGAUAUUUGCAUCUGCGGGAGCUUUGAUAAUUAAUAGUAAGCAUUAGAAUGUGAUGAUUAGUUUGUUUAAGGAAAUAAUUGAACCCUGAGACUAGAUACAUGGAAAUUUCGAAUGAGAGAGCCUUUUGGGAAUAUUUGGCAGCAAUGGUUGUGCUCUUUUUGACUGUGAUAAAUUUCUUGGGUUGAAUGAUA
Messenger RNA from Paramecium octaurelia, 396 nucleotides. NCBI's taxonomy places the organism in Eukaryota, Ciliophora, Oligohymenophorea, Peniculida, Parameciidae. The record is from the annotation of a GenBank genome assembly.